Molecule: messenger RNA, 881 nt
Organism: Paramecium octaurelia
Lineage: Eukaryota; Ciliophora; Oligohymenophorea; Peniculida; Parameciidae
Source: the annotation of a GenBank genome assembly
AUGAUUUUAGGAAUUAAAUUCUCGAAUUAUUAAAUAUAUUCAAUUGAUUUUAAUAACUUAUAGAAUCCAGAGAAUGAAGAUAUUAUUGGAUUUACUGAGAAAGGCAAUGCAUUUGUCGUUAAAGACCAAACCAAAUUGAGUAAUGAAAUACUUCCAACCCAUUUUAAACAUCACAAUUUCAGUUCAUUUAUAAGAUAAUUAAAUAUGUAUGGAUUCAAGAAAAUUCGCAAUGUUAACAAUCAAAAUGAAUUCAGUCAUUAUUAUUUUAGGAAGAACAUGGAGUAACCAAAUUCACAUUAAUCUAGGAACCUGUUAGUCAAUAUCCCCAGGAGAAACGGAGGAGUCAAGCCCAAAAAGGAAAAAUCCAUCAAACUGAAAAACCAAAAAGUAAAGCAAAUCCAAGAAGAACUGUUCGAAAAGUACACAACCCUGAAAUAAGAAAUACACAACAUCAACAUAGAAUCCAACUUCAUUAGUAAACAAAUCGAAUAGGUAUCAUUUUGUAAGGCUAUUAGUUCCAAAACACUCAAUCCACCCUACUUGAGUCCUACCACUCUUUAUUUCUGGAAUUUAGCAUGAUAAAGAGCAAACGCCAAACCUAUAGCGAUUUAUUGUGCCAACUGUUAUUUCGAUUAACCAGCACUUCUCCUAAUGAUUAAUCACAAAGUUUAAGCUCUCCCAUAUUAUUUUAGACAACAUUCAAAAGUUCAACAAGACCAAUCAAAACACAAUGAGCAACGGGACAAGAAGUUCCGAUAACAACAACGAACAAAAUGGUGGUUCCAGUAAAGAUGGUACUCAACAUAUCUUUAUAAGUAGACACAAAUUAGAGCAAUGGAAGUAACUAACAAUUAGAGGAAGACAGAAUAAAGGCUGUAUGA